Molecule: messenger RNA, 792 nt
Organism: Salvia miltiorrhiza (redroot sage)
Lineage: Eukaryota; Viridiplantae; Streptophyta; Magnoliopsida; Lamiales; Lamiaceae
Product: ATP-dependent Clp protease proteolytic subunit-like
Exons: 3
Coding region: 1-690 (229 amino acids)
Biological process (GO): protein quality control for misfolded or incompletely synthesized proteins
Cellular component (GO): endopeptidase Clp complex
Molecular function (GO): serine-type endopeptidase activity; ATPase binding; ATP-dependent peptidase activity
Source: RefSeq, a predicted model, not a curated record
AUGGGACCGCUUCCAGAACUCCGGCCUAACCAUCGUCCUGAAAAAAACUCGAAAAAUAAAAGAAAGAGGGCUGGAAUCUAUACAUUGAUUCUUUUCUUCGCUGUUUUUUUUGAACCGUAUGCAUCAAAAGGUGCAUGUACGGUUCCUAAGGGAUACAAUUUUACCCUACUCAACCGACUUUAUCGAGAAAGAUUACUUUUUUUAGGCCAAGAGGUUGAUAGCGAGAUCUCGAAUCAACUUAUUGGUCUUAUGGUAUAUCUCAGUAUUGAGGAUGAGACCAAAGAUCUUUAUUUGUUUAUAAACUCUCCUGGCGGAUGGGUAAUACCCGGAGUAGCCAUUUAUGAUACUAUGCAAUUUGUACGACCAGAAGUCCAUACAAUAUGCAUGGGAUUGGCCGCGUCAAUGGGAUCUUUUAUUCUUGUUGGAGGAGAAAUUACCAAACGUCUAGCAUUCCCUCACGCUUGGGUAAUGAUCCAUCAACCUGCUAGUUCUUUUUAUGAAGCACAAACGGGAGAAUUUAUCCUGGAAGCGGAAGAACUGCUGAAACUACGCGAAACCCUCACAAAGGUUUAUGUACAAAGGACGGGCAAACCUUUAUGGGUUGUAUCUGAAGACAUGGAAAGAGAUGUUUUUAUGUCAGCAACAGAAGCCCGAGCUUAUGGAAUUGUUGAUCUUGUAGCAGUUGAAUGAAAAAAUGGAUUUUGUGCAAAUCAGUGAUUUGAUAUUUUAUCUAUGAGUUGACUAUAUAAAUAUUAAAUAAAAAAAAUCCGGUUAGGAUCAAUCUAAACCAGC